AUGACCCUGACCUGGCAACCACCCGAGGACAACGGUGGCUCCACUAUUGCCGGCUACAUCAUCGAACGCAAAGAACCCCGGUCCGACAGGUGGAUGAGGAUCAACAAGAACCCCGUCACCAUGACCAGAUACCGGGCCUCUGGGCUGAUCGAAGGCCUGGAAUAUGAGUUCCGCAUUACUGCUAUCAACUCCAGAGGAGCGGGCAAACCCAGUGAAUGCUCUGCCAUCACUGUCGCCAUGGAUCCCAUCGAACCUCCUGGUCCUCCACUUCAGCCCACAGUCACAGACAGCACCAGGACUUCAGUCACUCUGGCCUGGCUGCCACCUGAAGAGGAGGGUGGUUCUGUUAUUACUGGCUAUUUCAUUGAGAUGCAGAAGGUGGACCAGGUAGAAUGGACACUGUGCAACACCACACCCACCAAGAUGUGCGAGUACACCCUCACCCACAUGCCUCAGGGGGCAGAGUACAAAUUCAGGAUCAUGGCUUGCAAUGCUGGCGGCGCAGGAGAGCCUGCUGAGAUUCCCAGCGUGCUUGACCGCAAAUAUGAAGAAGGCUAUGUCGUGCGGCAAGGUGGAGUCAUCCAUCUGUCCGUACCCAUCAAGGGUAAACCCAUCCCAACAGCCAAGUGGACAAAGGAUGGGCGGGACAUCUCCCAUCGCGCCAUGAUCGCCACCUACGAUGACAUCACUGAGCUGGUCAUCAAGGAAGCACACAAAGACGACACUGGCACCUACGACUUGGUGCUGGAGAACAAAUGUGGCAGGAAGGCUGUGUACAUCAAGGUUAAGGUGAUCGGGCGCCCCGAUGUCCCAGAAGGACCUCUUGAAUUUGAUGACAUUCAGGCCAGAUCAGUACGUGUCAGCUGGAGGCCUCCUUCAGACGACGGUGGUUCUGACAUCCUGGGUCCACCAGAACCUCCCAGCAACCCACCAGAGAUCAUGGACGUCACCAAGACCACGGUGUCUCUGUCCUGGGCUCGGCCUCGGGACGACGGAGGCUCGCGAGUCACAGGAUACUAUGUGGAAAGAAGGGAGGUGUCGACCGAGAAGUGGGUCCGUCACAACAAGACCCACAUCACAACCACCAUGUACAACGUGACGGGUCUCAUCCCCGACGCAGAGUACAUGUUCAGAGUGGUGGCUCAGAACGACAUUGGGCAGAGCGAACCGGUUGGUGAAGCUCCAGCGCUGAAAGAAGACAUCCAAGACGUAACCACUAAACUUGGCGAGUCUGGCACUCUGACCUGCGGCAUCAUCGGCAGACCUCUGCCCGAGAUCAAGUGGUACCGCUAUGGCAAGGAGCUGAUCCAAAGCCGCAAGUACAAAAUGAGCUCGGAUGGCCGUAACCACUCCCUGAGCAUCCUGACCGAUGAGCAGGAAGACGAGGGCCUGUACACCUGCAGAGCCAUCAACGAGGCUGGUGAGAUAGAGACCAGCGGCAAGCUCCGUCUGCAGGCGGCGCCCCAGUUCCACCCGGGCUUCCCCCUCAAGGAGAAGUACUAUGCCGGGGCCGGCACCAGCCUCCGCCUCCACGUCGUCUACAUCGGCCGUCCCAUUCCACAGAUCAUGUGGUUCUACGGCAAGAAGCCCCUGAACCCGUCUGAGGGUGUAAUUAUUGAGAACACAGAAAGCUACACCCACCUGGUGGUGAGGAACGUCCAGAGGAAGACCAACGCCGGUCGCUACAAGGUGCAGCUCAGUAACAAGUUUGGAACCAUCGACACUGUUCUGCGUAUGAAGAUCGAACAUGUCAGUAACAAAGCCAUCAGGACGCUCAGACACAGAAGGUACUAUCAGACUCUGGUCAAGAAGACCGACACCAUCGUCUCAGCAGCCCGAGUGGCAUACGGUGGUGCCUUUAAGAACCAAAGAGGCCUGGCUGUGGGUAAAGUAAAGGUUGGAACCGAGUACCACGGCCUGCGUGCCGGCCCGGUUAUGCACGGCUCCGCCGAGGAGGGCGGCCAUGUCAGGUUCACCUGCAGCAUCGUCAAAUAUGACAAGAGCACUCAGGUGUCGUGGUACUUCGGUAACCGCCAGCUGCACCCAAGCCCCAAGUACGAGAUCACCUACAGCAACGGUUUUGCAAGCAUUUAUGUGAAGGACAUAGAAGAGAGCGAUGACGGCGUCUACAGAUGCAAAGUGGUGAGUGACGAUGGAGAGGACAGUGCCUAUGGAGAGCUCUUUGUGGAAAGCGUGAGGACCAUCAGGGAGCACUACAUCAGUCGCACCAUCAAGAAGCUGAGGAGGAAGGUCGACAAGACUAAGCUCCUGCAGAGGCCACCAGAGUUCACUCUGCCCCUCUACAACACCACUGCAUACAUCGGUGAAGACGUGCGCUUUGGGGUCACCAUUACGGUGCACCCAGAGCCUCGUGUGACAUGGCUCAAGAACGGAGAGAGAAUCAAGGCAGGCGAUGACGACAGCAAGUACACCUUCAUCAGUGAUAAGGGCCUGUACCAGCUCCUGAUCCACAACCUGGACAAGAGCGAUGAGGCCGAAUAUACCGUCAUGGCCCACAACAAGUUCGGAGAGGACAGCUGCCAGGCUCGUCUCACUGUGAUUCCUCACCCUGUGGCUGAGGAAACUAUGAGGCCCAUGUUCAAACGCCUGCUGGCUAAUAUUGACUGCGUGGAGGGCCAGAGUGUCCGCUUUGAACUCAGAGUCUCAGGAGUCCCCAGUCCUACUCUGAAAUGGGAGAAGGAUGGUCAUCCCAUGCAGUUUGGCCCCAAAGUCGUUGUCAUACAGGAGGACGUUGACUAUCACAUCCUUCACAUCAGGGAAACUCUGCUGGAGGACUCUGGAGUCUACAAAGUCACAGCAACCAACUCCACCGGCUCUGCAAGCUGCCAGGCAACUCUGAAGGUGGACCGCCUCACCUACACCAGGAGGGAGUACAGGAGCGAGGAGGAAAAAAAGGCCGCCCUGAAGUCUGAGAGGAAGUACCAGGUGGUCAGCCAGACACCUUUCAGUCUGGAUCACGCUCCCCGUGUGACCGUCAGGAUGCGCUCUCAUCGCAUCCCCAUCGGCCAGGACACAAAAUUCACCCUGAACAUCCAGGCCAAGCCAGAGGGCCAGGUCACAUGGUUCCACAACGGAAGUGAGAUCUCAGAGAGCAGUGAGAAAUACAUCUUCACCAACAUGACUGGCGUUCUGUCCAUCACCAUUCUGGAGUGUCGGGAGGAGGACAGCGGCACAUACCGCUGUGUUUGCUCCAACUCCAAAGGAGAGGCAUCAGACUACGCCACCCUGGAGGUGUCCGGCGGCGGAUACACGACCUUCUCAUCGCGCCGCAGAGAUGAGGACGCCCCCAAAGCACACGUCCCUGAAAUCACUCGAAUUGACCACUAUCACACCACCCACUUCAAGGCAGGGUAUGCCUCCCAGACACAGCUCCAGGUGGAGGAGAGCAAGUCCAAGCUGACUGAGACGAGGGAGGUUGUUACACGCGAAAGACUGGGUGCCUCUGCUGAGCGAUACUCCUCUGCUGAGCGCUACUCCUCUGCUGAGCGCUACGACUCCUCAAUCAAGUACGCCUCCGCGGAAUAUCUAUCGUCCAGCUCUUCCUACUCAUCAGAAAGGUUUUCCAUGACCGGGAAACAUGCCACAUCUGAGACUAAACUGAAGUCUUCCUCUGCUGCUGCUGCUGAGGUAGUUCACAAGGAGAAACCUUCUCUUCCCGGGAAAAUCCUCACCAAGCCUCAGUCUGUGACGCUUGCGGAGGGAGAGACGGCUCGAUUCUCCUGUGACAUCGACGGGGAGCCAGCUCCUACCGUAACAUGGAUGCACGAGACCACAACCAUUGUUUCAUCUCAUCGCGUCCUCGUCACCUCCUCUCAGUACAAAUCCAGUCUGGAGAUCUCGUCUGUGACGAUUUCUGAUGAGGGCAGCUACACGGUGGUGGUGGAGAACUCGGCCGGUCGACAGGAGGCUCACUUCACCCUGACAAUCCGCAGGCCGGCCCCCAAAGAGGAGGUCAAGGCCGUAAAAUCCCCCGAGCCACCUGUGAAGUCCCCUGAGCCUUCAGUGACAUCACCUGUUCCCUCUUCUCCAGCACCUGGUCUGAAGUCUCCAGCACCUGGUGUGAAGUCUCCAGAACCAUCCCCAGAACCCGCAGGAAUCAAAUCACCACGAGGCUUCAAGUCCCCGGAACCUUCAGGCAUUAAAUCACCAAGAGCCCUGAAGUCCCCCGAGCCUGAGGGACUCAAAUCACCUCCCAGGAUGAAGUCUCCUCCCCCCAUCAUGUCCCCCAAGAGGGUAGUGUCCCCUCCCACCGUGAAAUCGCCAAUCCCGAAACCGCCCAAAGUCCUGAGCCAGGUCACGGCCGAGGCCUUCGAGGGCUCGGUCAGGAUGACCUGUGUCUGCGAGAGCAGCGUGCGGGAGGUGGUGUGGUCGGUCAACGGGAGGAGGCUUUCCCAGAGCAGCCGCUUCCAGACGCACUACUCCGAGGGCUCCUGCAGCCUCCUCAUCCAGGACCUGGCGGAGAGCGACCAGGGAGAGUACACCUGUGAGAUGACCUCGGACGGAGGGGUGUCCAAAUCCUCCUUCUCUUUCACCGGCCAGGUGUUCCAGUCCAUUCACAAGAAGGUUACAGCCUACCGUUCUGCUCCGAGAAUCGAGGCUCUGCCAGAGGACAUCAGCAUCGAGCCGGGAAAGGUCCUGACGGUCGCCUGCGCCUUCUCCGGGGACGCCAAAAACAUCGAGUGGUCCCGUGGGGGCCAAACCAUCGAGGUGACCUCGGGCGGGCGCUUCCACAUCGAGACCUGUGAGGAUCUGACCACCCUCAUCAUCACCGGGGUGAAGGAGGAAGACGCUGGAGCCUACACCCUCCGGCUGUCCAACGAGCUGGGGUCGGACUCAGCCACCGUCCACAUCAGCAUUCGAUCAGUUGGUGUCCUGACUCUCCACAUCAUCAACUGUGUAACUGAAGACUCUGGAACCUACCGUGUGGUCUGUAGGAAUGCUAAAGGAGAGACUUCCGACUAUGCCACAUUGGAUGUUUCAGGAGAGGAAUAUGCUGCUUAUUCAUCCUUCCGCAAAGAGGAGGAACCUCCAUCUGCUUAUAUGCCAGAGAUGACUCGCACAGAGGUUUACCACGUGUCUUCCUCCAAAACAUCUGUGAAGGAAGUCGUGACUGAAACUGUGAUGGAAACCACCUCUGUCACUGAGCCGGAGCCACGUGAGAAGCCAAGCGCUCCUGCCACUAUCCUGACCAAACCACGAUCCGUGACUGUGGACGAGGGAGAAAACGUCCGAUUUGAGUGCGAUGUUGAUGGAGAACCAGCGCCCUCUAUCCGCUGGAUGCACGAGGGGGCAGAUGUGGCUCCCUCUGCCCGCCACCACAUAGUCUCUACUCAGUACAGCUCUAGCUUCGAGAUCAAUGCCGUUGAGAUGUCAGAUGAAGGCAGCUACACGCUCCUGUCCCCAACGCCAAAGUCCCCAACUCCAAAGUCUCCUACACCAAUAUCUCCUACUCCCAAAUCCCCAACGCCAAAGUCUCCUACUCCCAAAUCCCCAACACCAUCUGAAAAGGAAAGAGUGCUUUCUCCAAUCAAGUCACCAAAGAGAGUGAUGUCACCAACUCCUGACAGGAAACCGUCUUUCCCGUCCGGCCUGAUUGACACCACUGCAGCCUCCGACUCAAUUGUCAAACUGUCAGUGAAGGCAACAGGAGAACCCAAACCUGCCAUCUCCUGGAUGAAGGAUGGAAAGGUUCUCUCUCAGGGUGGGAAGUAUGAAAUAUUUGAGGAUCAUGGCUCAGCUCAUCUUGAGAUCUAUGAGUCUGAGGUCUCUGAUAGUGGCACCUACAAAUGCACGGCUUCCAACAGCACUGGAACGGUGUCCACAACCUGCUCGGUCACUGUCCGAGACACCCGAGCAAAAGCAGAAAUUUCAGAAGAAGUCUUGAAAAGGGAGCUGAUCCAUGAGGAAAUCUCGUCAACUGUGAGGGAGUCCUCACAGAUCUCCGUCUCAGAGGUCCAGUCUGUGAGGAGAACAGGUUUCGAAGUCACCGAGGUCUCAGCCUUUGGUUCGGAGGCGCCGGCCUUCCUCCUGCAGCCCAGGUCCCAGAACGUAAACGAGGGCCAGAGUGUUCGGUUCACCUGUGAGAUCGCCGGAGAGCCUUCCCCUGAAAUAUGUGUGACGUCCAACGUCAGAAUGAGUCGCUCCCAGAACUCCUACUCUCUGGAAAUAAGCGAGGCCACCGUGGAGGACAGUGGGAAAUACACCGUAACAGCAAACAACCCGUUUGGACGGUGCUCGGCCACCUCGUCCCUGAACGUGCUCACUCUGGUUGAGGAACCCACAAAACUGUCUUUAGUGGAGCACAGAGCUUCCUCUGACGUGAGCAUGCAGAGCGGUUUUGUGGCCUCGUCGGUUGAAACGGAGGCCGGCGGCUUCAGCAGCAGCUCCCGCUCUGCUGGGGGGGAAAUGUCGUUUGAGAGUAUGUCUGCCACUAGCAUGUCUGCCAUGAUGGCUGCCUCACUGGUGUCCAUGAGCUCCAGCAGCCAAACCGUGGAAAUGUCGCAUGCAGAGUCCUCCUCCUGCUCUGUGAGGGCCGUCACCGGCGGAGUCCUGAGAGGUGCUCCUCCCCAGAUCGAGGCCCUCCCUGAGCAGGUGAGUGCUGAGGCUGGCCUCCCCCUGACGGUGGCGGGGGUUUUCUCCGGAGACCCCCCCCCCUCGGCCACCUGGCUCCGGGCCGGGCGGGCCCUCCCGGGCGGGGACCAGCGGGUGCGGGUCCAGAACUCCCCUGAGGGCUCCACCCUGCAGAUCCAGAAUCUGAAGCAGGCCGACGCCGGAAACUACACGCUGCAGCUGAGCAACGCGCUGGGCGCCGCCGCCGCCACCGUCACCGUCACCAUCGAGGCCCUCCCUGAGCAGGUGAGUGCUGAGGCUGGCCUCCCCCUGACGGUGGCGGGGGUUUUCUCCGGGGACCCCCCCCCCUCGGCCACCUGGCUCCGGGCCGGGCGGGCCCUCCCGGGCGGGGACCAGCGGGUGCGGGUCCAGAACUCCCCUGAGGGCUCCACCCUGCAGAUCCAGAAUCUGAAGCAGGCCGACGCCGGAAACUACACGCUGCAGCUGAGCAACGCGCUGGGCGCCGCCGCCGCCACCGUCACCGUCACCGUCCGCGCCAUCUAA
Messenger RNA from Menidia menidia (Atlantic silverside), 7134 nucleotides. NCBI's taxonomy places the organism in Eukaryota, Metazoa, Chordata, Actinopteri, Atheriniformes, Atherinopsidae. The record is from the annotation of a GenBank genome assembly.